AUGGCAACAACUGGAAUACUAAUCUAUAGCACUUUACAGACAAUCAUUACAUCUUUCUCAAAUGCUUCCCCCUAUUGGUUUAUAGUAAGCUCUGCAGUACCUGGCUUUUCAGGAGGUCUUGUCAUAGUCAUAUCUUCAGCAUACAGUUACAUGUCCGAUAUUACGGAUGAAAGAUCCAGAAAUGUUCGAUUUGCCAUUUUGGAAUUCUUUACUAUUAUGGCUACACCUACCGGAUCUCUUGUGGGAGGCCAAGUUUACGUGUGUGUGUGUGGGAAAAGAAAUGUUUAUGGACGUGCUUCCCGAUAUGAUAACAUGAGAAAGAGUUUUAAAACCUGCGUAAAGGAAAGACCUGGAAACUUGAGAAUGCAGAUAUGGUUAUUGUUAUUUAUUAGUUUAUCUCUUCUACUUAUUCAAAUGGGAUCAGUAGCUAUUGGAUUUUCUUACACACAGAAAGUAUUUAAAUGGAAAGUUACCCGUUAUUCCUACACGACAGCAACGUUUAGUCUUCUGAAUGCUGCGGCAACAUUAACAAUAGUGUAG
Stegodyphus dumicola is the source of this 540-nucleotide messenger RNA. RefSeq lists its product as uncharacterized. The record is from RefSeq and is a predicted model, not a curated record. NCBI's taxonomy places the organism in Eukaryota, Metazoa, Arthropoda, Arachnida, Araneae, Eresidae.